CCCUGCAAGCUCGGGAAGGAUCUGCCCAAGGGAGGCUGCUGCAAAGGGCCGGCCGGGGAGGCGGCGGCUCUGCCGGAGGCGCUGGCGCUCCGGACUCUGCCCGGCCGGGCGGGCAGGCGGGCCAGGGCGGCGGCUGCAGCCAGCCGGGAGGGCGACGUGGAGCGGCCACGUGGAGCCGCCGGAGGAGGGAGGGCCCCGAGCACAGCCUAGCCACCACCCAGCGAGCCCGCCAGCGUCCCAGGGAUCUGGAUUCCUGGACUGCUGUGGUGUGAUCCCACUGUGUGCUGGUCUCAUCUGAACCUGACUUCAGGCCCAUCUCAGGAACUCGCCUGCCUCUAAGGCUGAGUGAGAAGCUCCAACCUGGUUGUUUGCUGUCCUGUGAACUCUCCAUCUCCCUGUGCUCUGCUUUUCCCAUUUGGCCUCUGAGCUGUUCCAUCUGUAAUUGACAGGAAGGAUGUUGCCUUUGAUGAUGAGACUGUUAGUGCUGCUAUUCCUGCCGCUGGGCCAUGGUGCUCCCAAGGAGGGAGUUGUGUGGAGAUCUGACCCAAAAGUGCCACCUCAGCCCCUGCCCAACCCCUUCCAGCCAGGCCAGGAGCAGCUUCGGCUCCUGCAGAGCUACCUGAAGGGCCUGGAGCGGAUGGAAGAGGAGCCGGAGCACAUGAGCCGCGAGCAGGUGCUCCUCUACCUUGUUGCCCUCCACGACUACGACCAGAGUGGCCAGCUGGACGGUCUGGAGCUGCUGUCCCUGCUGACGGCGGCACUGGCCCCGGGACCUGCUGAUGCCCCGACCCAGGACCCGGUAAUCCUGGUGGUGGACCAGGUGCUGGAGACCCAGGACCUGAACAGGGAUGGGCUCAUGACCCCUGCGGAGCUCAUCAACUUCCCAGGAGAAGCCCUGAAACAUGCAGAGCCCCAGGCACCCCACGCUGGGGGCAAUCAGCCUCCCUUUGCUGAGGGCCCCCCAAGACCAGGCGUGCACAAACCUGGGAUACCUAGAGAACAAAAUGGGGGGAGGGAGGAGGCUCUACAAGAGGCUGGAGUGCAGGCAGAGGCUGAAGGAGGAGCCCCAAAUCCAGGAGGGAGAAUUAGGGGUCAUGCAGAGAUUGAAGGAGGAGUCCCAAAUUCAGGAGGGAGGAUUGGGGGCCUCGCAAAGAUUGAAGGAGGAGCCCUAAGUCCAGAAGGGGGUGCUGGGGACCACACAGAGGUUGAAGGAGCCCCAGGUCCAGAAGUGGGGGCUGGGGGCCACGCAGAGGUGGAAGGAGGAACCCCAAAUCUGGGAGGGGAACCCAAGGCACAGGAAGAGGCUCUGGACACUACAAGGGAAGCGAAAGAGUUUCCGGGGGAGACCCUGGAGCCUAAGCACACUCCAGAGGAAGUGGAGGUGCACGCCAUCCAGCUGGAGAACGAUGAGAUGUGAGCCCCAGUCUCAGCACUGGGGACAGGACCGGCCCUGCCCCACCCUGGCACCCAAGGGACCCACUCAGGGAUUCGAGCUGCCAAUCAAUAAAGAACGGAGUGAACUCA
This is a messenger RNA of Suncus etruscus (white-toothed pygmy shrew), 1524 nucleotides long. RefSeq names its product cell growth regulator with EF-hand domain 1 (gene CGREF1). The record is from RefSeq and is a predicted model, not a curated record. Gene Ontology annotation, molecular function: calcium ion binding. The transcript has 7 exons. The coding region runs from base 455 to 1417 and encodes 320 amino acids. Lineage: Eukaryota; Metazoa; Chordata; Mammalia; Eulipotyphla; Soricidae.